Molecule: messenger RNA, 2735 nt
Organism: Carassius gibelio (silver crucian carp)
Lineage: Eukaryota; Metazoa; Chordata; Actinopteri; Cypriniformes; Cyprinidae
Product: acetylcholine receptor subunit beta
Exons: 12
Coding region: 317-1708 (463 amino acids)
Biological process (GO): signal transduction; chemical synaptic transmission; nervous system process
Cellular component (GO): postsynaptic membrane; neuron projection; synapse
Molecular function (GO): transmembrane signaling receptor activity; acetylcholine-gated monoatomic cation-selective channel activity
Source: RefSeq, a predicted model, not a curated record
CUGUCUGAAUUCUCGCCAGCUGUGUGUGCUGGAACAGAAACGGAUAUACCCGCACGUUUACUUUCUAUGAAGAUAUUACCGUGAUUUUAUUAGGUUAAUCGCCAUGAAGGCGGAGAACUGGUUUAUUUUCACCUGCUGCCUCUGUGGCCUGAGCGCAAUAGCAGGGCUCGAGCUGGCGAGACUUGAUGAAUGUGGCACCCCUAGAAGGCCGCUUAUAGAUGCGGCUAACCUUCAAAAGCUGCGGGGAAAAAACGGCAGACGUGAUGCAUAAAAACAUCAGCGAUGGCCGGAUGCAUCAGAAGCAGAAAAUCGGCUGAUGAAGAAACUGUUUUCUUCAUACAAUGUUAAAGUGCGUCCCGCACGGAGCCCAGAGGAAAGGGUCGUUGUGAGGAUAGGCAUGACCCUCUCAUCAUUUCUCAGCCUGAACAUGAAAGAUGAGGAGAUGAACACUAUUGUUAUUAUGAACUUGGAGUGGAACGAUUAUCGCUUCUCCUGGAACCCAAAAGAGUUUGGGGGAAUUGAUGUGUUGCGUAUCCCGUCUGGAAAAGUGUGGCUUCCUGAUAUUGUUCUCAUCAAUAACAAUGAUGGCGUGUUUGGUGUAGCUCUACAGGUCCAUGUGCAGGCUUACAGUAACGGCCGUGUGACGUGGACCCCACCAGCACUUUACAAGAGUUCCUGCGGGGUCAAGGUGACAUACUUUCCUUUCGACUGGCAAAAUUGCACCAUGGUUUUCCGCUCAUAUACAUAUGAUUCCUCAGAAGUGGAUCUGCAGCAUGGCCUUGAUAAGAGAGGAAAUGAAAUCCGGGAGAUUGUCUAUGACACAGGCUUUAGUGAGAGUGGAGAAUGGCAUAUUCGUCACAGGGUUUCUAGGAAGAAUGUGCGAGAGGACCUGUAUGAGGACAUCACCUUCUACCUGAUCAUCGAGAGGAAGCCCAUGUAUUACGUGUUUAACAUCAUCCUGCCCUGUAUCCUCAUCACCAUCAUCGCCAUUUUUAACUUCUACUUGCCACCUGAUGCGGGGGAGAAGAUGGGUCUUUCCAUCAACGUACUGCUGACUUUAACUGUCUUCCUGCUUCUGCUUGCCAACAAAGUCCCAGAAACAUCUCUGGGUGUUCCCAUUAUUGUCAACUACUUGAUGUUCACCAUGAUCCUGGUCACCUUUUCUGUCAUCCUCAGCGUAGUGGUGCUCAACCUUCACCAUCGCUCCCCCAACACACACCAAAUGCCCCUCUGGGUGCGCAAGAUCUUCAUCCACAUGUUGCCUCCAUACCUGGGGAUGCUGCGGCCCAAAGUGGAGACCCCUCUUUUUCUUGAGAAACCUGCCAAAAAGGAGAACAUCCAAGCCAUCAGCAGAGUGGCCGAUGAGUACUUCAUCCGCAAGCCCAACAACACCAACUUCCUCUUCCCCAAACCCCACAGGUACCAGCCUGAUGGACCGUGCACCGACCUGAGGAAGUUCAUUGACGGCCCGAGUCAUUACCUCACCCUUCCUCCAGAUCUCAAGGCAGCCGUGGAGGCCAUCACGUACAUCGCAGAGCAGCUGCAGGCAGAGAAAGAUUACGAGGCUUUAAAGGAGGACUGGCAGUAUGUCGCCAUGGUGGUUGAUCGACUCUUCCUCUGGAUCUUUGUGAUUUUUACCACCCUCGGGACACUGGGCAUUUUUGCUGACGCCAGCUUCAAUGCCACACCGACUGACCCCUUUCCCUAAAUCUGACAGUUGUUCUUUCUAGUCCUAAACUUUUCGACUCAAUAACACUGGCAUGAGAAGGGUUAAACACUGAUGUGUAUUUAUGCACGAGUAUGGUCUUUUACUGCAACACAAAGGGCACAGCAAUUCAUUCACACAAUAUUUCUGUUGUAAUGCAAUGGAUAGAUGUAAAAAAUGGCUUUACUAUCACAGAGUUUAGUGGGAUUUGUUAUUAUAAUACAUUUUUUGCCAUUUUUAAAUUAUGCAGUUCCUCUUUUUGCUUUUCCAUUAGCAGUACAACAGUGGCUUUCUCAUUAACUUUGUGUUUUACUCAUUAGUCAUUUGAAUUUUAAAUCAGUGUUUUUGUUCUGGUUUUUGCCUACGAGAUUGUUGUGUGCAUCACUUAAUGUUACUGUAAUAUAUCUUUCUUUAUUGUUCCAGUUAAAUCAGUUUUUGCACAUAUGCAUUAUUGUUUUUUUUUAAAUUAACUCAGUUUGGCUCACCUGCUCAGAUUUAUUUUUUUUCUUUGCGCUGCAUUCAUCAUCAAAUAAAUGUAGCCUUGGUGAGUAUAUACAUGAAGUUUUUCAAAAACCCAAACCUUUAAACAGUAGUGUAUUUGCAUUGAUGAAUAAUGUGUAAGGAAUUGCUCUGAUACUGCAGUGUGAUGUGUGGAGGCUAUUCUAGUCAUUAUAGUGACCGCUUUUUUAAGGAAACUUCUGUGUGCUGAAUAAAGAGUAAAGAGUGUGUUCUGAAAAUCUGCUUUUUUGUCAGAGAUUACAAAACAGACCUUUUACAUCCUGGGACGCUAAUGUCCUCUUACCUAUAUAGACUCUAUCAGAGAGAACAACUGUAUAGAUGCAGAAAAACACAUUUACCUUCAUUGGUGGUGUAUAUUUUUCUAAAAAAGUGAUGUCUUCUUUAUCUCACAACAGAGAGGCAAGGUUUACUUCUACAAAAACACUAAUCAGAAACAAUCUAACCUGAAGUCUGUUCAGUGGUCAAAGCCACACUGCCCUUAAAAAUAAAAACACUUUGAGUUUGCUGUUGA